Colossoma macropomum (tambaqui) is the source of this 1972-nucleotide messenger RNA. RefSeq names its product D-2-hydroxyglutarate dehydrogenase (gene d2hgdh). Lineage: Eukaryota; Metazoa; Chordata; Actinopteri; Characiformes; Serrasalmidae. Gene Ontology annotation, molecular function: catalytic activity; FAD binding. Gene Ontology annotation, cellular component: mitochondrion. The record is from RefSeq and is a predicted model, not a curated record.
CUGCAGCCAGGGCGCAGUUCGUCUUCCUCGUUGUGUGCAGCCAACUGGUGAGCUACUAUAAACAAGCGGGAAAACGAAGUCAUGGCCAUCUUUGAGAGAUUCACCCGGCUGAAGUCUGCGUCCAGAUUCCUGCAGUACACCACAGCUCUGUGUCCAACGCACUCAUGGGCACCUGAGAGAGGCCCACUGCUGCGGUCAGCAGGGUGGAUCCAGCAUAGAUGUGUCCACGGUGGAGGAUCCGAGGCCUCAGAUGCUGCUCCCCCUCGGAGGCCUUUUUCUCAGGUGACCCCAGGUGACCUGGACUUCUUCAGACAGCUGCUGCCGGGGAGGGCCAUCACGGACCCAGACGUGCUGGAGUCCAGCAAUGUUGACUGGCUGAAGUCAGUGAAAGGUAACAGUGAAGUUCUGUUAAGACCCAAGACUACAGACGAGGUCUCUCAGAUACUCAGGUACUGUAACGAGCGGAACCUGGCAGUGAGUCCUCAGGGUGGCAACACUGGGCUGGUGGGAGGCAGCGUUCCUGUGUUUGAUGAGAUCAUCCUGUCCACCGCCCUCAUGAACCAGAUCCUAACCUUCGACGGCAUCUCAGGUAUCCUGACGUGUCAGGCUGGCUGCGUGUUGGAGAGUCUGUCUCAGUAUCUGGAGGAGCGAGACUUCAUCAUGCCGCUGGACCUCGGGGCGAAGGGCAGCUGCCACAUCGGGGGGAACGUGUCCACCAAUGCGGGUGGCUUGCGGCUUCUGCGCUACGGCUCCCUCAGAGGGACAGUUCUGGGCCUGGAAGUGGUGCUGGCUGAUGGCAGGGUAUUGAACUGUCUGGCUACAUUACGUAAGGACAACACUGGCUAUGACCUGAAGCAGCUCUUCAUCGGUUCUGAGGGAACACUUGGGGUCAUCACUGCUGUGUCCAUCCUGUGCCCUCAUAAACCCAAAUCGGUCAACGUAGCCUUUUUAGGGUGCUCCAGCUUCCAGAACCUGCUGGAGACGUUUCAGGCCUGCCGGGGCAUGCUGGGAGAAAUCCUCUCUGCUUUCGAGUUCCUGGACGCCUCCUGCAUGAGCCUGCUGGUGAAACAUCUCAAGCUCACCAACCCCAUCACUGAGAGUCCCUUCUACAUCGUCAUCGAGACCGCUGGGUCGAACGCUGCCCACGACGAAGAGAAACUUCACAACUUCUUAGAUAAAGUCAUGACGUCGUCACUGGUUACGGACGGCACGGUUGCGACAGAAGAGGCAAAAAUAAAGACUCUUUGGUCUAUGAGGGAGAGGAUCACUGAGGCUCUGAGGAACGACGGAUACACCUACAAGUACGACAUCUCCCUGCCCGUGGAGAAGAUCUAUGACUUGGUCACUCACAUGAGGGAGCGUCUGGGAGACAGGGCGAAAAAUGUCGUUGGCUAUGGACACGUUGGCGACGGCAACCUUCACUUGAACAUCACCUCUCCCUCCAAAGACCCGGCCCUGCUGGCUGCCAUUGAGCCGUACGUGUACGAGUGGACGUCGCGAUACCAGGGCAGCAUCAGCGCAGAGCACGGCCUGGGCCUGAAGAAGAGGAACUACAUCUACUACAGCAAGACCCCUGAAGCAGUGACCCUCAUGGGCAACAUCAAGGCCAUGCUGGACCCCAAAGGGAUUCUUAACCCUUAUAAGACGCUGCCGGACGACAUUCGCUGACGCUGAGUCCAGCUGAGCCUCAGGGAGAGCUUUUACAAAUGGUUUGAGAAGAGUUUUCUAAUGUUAGGAUGCAAACGUUGAUGCGUCUGGUUCUCAUCACGAACUUCCACUGGUGCACGAUUUGAUAAACAUCUCUAGUGGAUAGAAUAAAAAUGAAGCACUGCUGACUCCAGAGAGCAGAUGUUUUGUAAUGAUGGACUCCAAAUGGUUUUGAAUAAUUCUGAUUGCAAAUCAUGAAACGUGAGACAUGUGAAAUUGCUGGAUGUAAAAUUUCCUAUUAAAAUCUGACAUUAUUCCUAAUGUA